This is a messenger RNA of Penicillium odoratum, 267 nucleotides long. RefSeq lists its product as uncharacterized. The coding region runs from base 1 to 267 and encodes 88 amino acids. Lineage: Eukaryota; Fungi; Ascomycota; Eurotiomycetes; Eurotiales; Aspergillaceae. The transcript has a single exon. The record is from RefSeq and is a predicted model, not a curated record.
AUGGAGACCAUCAAGGUUCCUCACCGUGCUUAUUCGCGUGCCCCAUCACUUUGUCCGUGCUUACCUUGUAAAUGGAACGCCGCCAAGUAUGUGUCCGAGAGCGUCCAGAGUACUGGCGCCGAGGCCUCCAAAGAGGUUAACAAGGAUAUCGCCAAGGACGGUGAUGCCAAGCUGAGCACUCGUGCCACUGCCGUCAAGGAUGCCGUCGUUGACAAGGAGGACGAGAAGUCCCACGAAAUCAAGGCCGACGUCCACAAGGGUAAGUGA